GUGUUCUGAGAGUCGACGGCGCAGCUUUCAGUGACAGAGGAGUUGAGCGAUUGAAAGGGAGUCACGACCUGCUGGGGCACAAAAACACGAAAGAUGUCGUAUGCCAGGGACAAACUGUACAGUGGAUACCUGCGGCGGAACAUGCCCACCAUCGUGUCCACGGUGAAAGUGAGGGAGAUAAUACCUCAUCUGUCUUGCCUGACGGAUCACGACAGGGAAAACAUUGAGGCGAAAAAAGACAUGUAUGGGAACUACGACGGCAUGAUGCUUCUGCUGGACUGUCUGAAGAGAAGAGAGAGCUGGCCGGAGCAGUUCAUCCAAGCACUGGAGGCGUGUGAGCAUCCGACUAUCGCAGCUGAGAUCAGAGCAGAGUACGACACUCUGAGGGGAGCCAACAGUGAGUCAGCAAAUUCCAACCCCAGCUCCCCUCCAACCACCGUGGUCCGGGCACACGUCCAUCCAGCACCAUCUGCCAGUCAUCCCCCCUUGCCAGAGAGUAGUGGGAACAGCCAGGCUGCUGUUGCUCCGCCAGCUGAGGCAUCGGCUCCUCCCGAGCCAGUAGCACAGCCCUCACCCCCUGUGGAGCUCCCUGUGCAGCCACAGGCCCCCCAGAGCCCAGCAGCACAAGUUCGUGUGGAAGUUCCCCCCCCUGAGCCUGUCGCUGAGCCUGUCACUGAGCCUGUCGCUGAGCCUGUCGCUGAGCCUGUCGCUGAGCCUGUCGCUGAGCCCGUCGCUGAGCCUGUCGCUGAGCCUCCAAAGGCAGCUCAGAUUGAAGUGGCACCUCCUCCCUCUACACCUCCUCCUUCUCCCGCGACCCCUCACACCCGGGAGGCUGCGAGCCCUCCACCUCAGAGGCAGAUUAUCUCUCAGCAGGAGCCGGAGGAAAACUCUGAAUCAGACAUCCAGGAUAUCUGCGGCGUUAUCGCUGUGCUUCCUGAUAGUGUGAGCGCAGGAAACGGAGAGGUAUCGACCGACUCGGCGGAGACUCCUCAACCUCCCUGUCCUGUGGAGCAGAGUGAAAGUGAUACUUCAUCCUGUCAAGAUACUCCAACAACCGUCACAGAGGUUAGGCCACCACGGAGUCCCUCUCCAACUGAGGACGACUCAGAUCUGACAGAUGAUGCUCUUGUCAGUGUGUCGACUCCUGAGAAGGCUCCGGUCCAGGACACCACCCCUCCUGCUGCAGCCAUGGAGCCUGAGGAGACUUCUGAACCUCCUACUAUACAGGUCGUUGAAAGCAGCCCAGAGGCAAAACCUGCAGCUACGCAUAACCCACUUCCUGCUGCUGUUGCUGUGGUUGAUGACAAAGCUGCUGCUGCUGCUGCUGCUGCUGCUGCUGCUGGGACAGACACUCCUCUCUGUGACGACAGCAGUGUGUGUCUGAGCAAACCCGGCGCACUCAUCAGUGUCCAGCCACAAAAUGAUGAAAGCCCUACGAUGCCUGCGCCCAUCCCUUCUGUGGCGCCGUACUCAGGCGAUAGCGGCCGCCUGCAGAUGAGCGCAGCUGCACCAGUCACUGUAACCCCCCCUCACACUCCUGCAUGCUCUGCCGCCGUCAGCUCCAGCACGGGGAAUUCAGUCUCUGCUCUCCCGUGCCAGGAGAACGGCAUCGACAACUACAAUGAUCCGCAGGAAAACCACUACGAGUCUCCUACUCAGAGCUUGGGAAUGCAGGAGGUGCUCGAGCAUGUGGUGCACGUGUCCGGAGAGCCGUCUAUCCUCGACCUAGCUACCCAAGACCCGACACCACAGGCUCAAAUUGUCAACGGUGAAGCAUCCAAAGAGAUGAAAUCUGCCUCGCCAGUGUCCGCCGACCCGACUGAUACUGUCUCCCCUUCGAAAGAGAACUGUCACCCCUCUGAGCCUGCUGCACCAGAAGAGAUUUCCACGCAGCUGCAGACACUGAAGGACUCAGAGGAGAAGAAGGCCGCUCGCAUGCUGCCGGCUAACACAAAGUACAUUGUGGCUGCAGGAGUGGGCGCCUUUGCACUCCUGAUGGCGUGGAAGUUUAAGAAUUAAAGGGAUUGAAUGGCUUUUUAAAGGAAGAGAAGAUUAGGCUUUAAGGGCUUUGGAAAGAGGAUCUUAAGGGGUUCUGUGCCUUAUUGUAGUCACAGGCUGGGAUAGCGUUGGGCAGCUGUUUAAUAAUUACCUAAAGUAAUAAUAAUAGCUGACUGGACGGACCUUUGAUCGUGUCAUUAAUUACUCAUCUGUUGUUAAGUUGGACCGGGUGGUAUCAUUGUAACUGUCGAUUUAAGUUGCCCAUAUGGAAAAGAAACCAAAUCUAUCCUUUUUAUCGUAGGUGAGGAACUUCUCGAGCUGAGUGGGGAUCUCAGGUUAUUUAUUUAUGCACUUGCAGCAAUAAAGUGGUUUUGCAAAAGAAGAGCAGAGCUGUGUGUUAAUGAUAGAAAUGUUUGCACUUGUCUGAUAAGCACUUUCAAGAUAAGACCGUCGGCUUCCUUCCAGUGGGGAUUAGUCCACCGAGGACCUGAUUUCUUUAACUGGAUGUGGACUGUGGAGUAUCCUCUUGAUAGUGGGAAAUCUGGCUUUUAAGGAUGCAAGUGCACCGUCUGUAUUUAUUUGUACAUAUAUAUAGAAACAUGUAUGUAUCUUAAAUAGUAUUUUAAUAAGGGUUGAUGUGUCAAAAAAAAAAAACAUUCCAAAGCAUUUAUGGAGUUUCAGAAAUCGUGCACUCAAAGAAUCAAUGAGCAAAACUCUGCACGGCUCAGUGCGCUGCAUUGAUUUACAUUCUGCUGACUGGAUCAGGGUCAUAGUGGGGAUGCACCAAUCACACGCUGUCAGAGCUGAGGGGAUCAGACUAAAACAAGUGUCCUGUGGAAGAUGGACGGAUCAUUCUCUUGUAUCUAACACAACAUGAGGCCGAGCAAAAACAUGACUGUCUGAAUCAUGAUGGGCUUGAGUGUUACAGAUGUUGACAUCCCUCUCCCCAGACUUGUUCCCCCUGCUCCUCCUGGGGGAUUCAGGGUUGCUGUCUGCAGGACAGAUGAGCUAGAUAAUCCCUCCAGUGAGCUCUGGGCUUCCCCUUGGAGCUUGAUAUGCCUAGAAAUCUUCCAAAGGAAGGCAUUCUUAGAAGAUGCCCCACCCACCUUGACUUACUCCUUCAAUGCAAAGGAGGAGCUACCUUCCCCUGGAUGUCUGAGCUCGUCACCUUGUCUCAAAGGCCGAGCCCAAAGCUGCCUAAAGCUCAUGCCCAUAGUUGACUUGUAAACUUAAACCUUUGCCUCCAGGUUCAGUUCUCCCUCCAACGGUCUUGUGUGUAUCUCUACAGAUUCCCAUAUGUUUAAUACUUUUAAAACAGCUGUACAAAUGUGAUAUCCCUGUUGUGUGACCUGGCUCAGAACGCUGAAUCCAUAUCUUAAAGAACAAGCUUGACAAACAUGAGCUGCUGCUGAUAUCCUGUGCAGGAAAGAUGGAGGACUUCCCCCCUUGACAUCUUCUAUUUUCAUAGGAACUUGCCUUUCACACUUCCCUUAAAGCAGGAAAUGAUCUGCGUCUGACAUGCUCCCACGAUGCAUGACGUAUCACGCACAUGUUGAUGAAUACCUUGAAUUUCUUACAGUUGACCAAGAAGUCAGUGUCUGAUUGGUGCAUCCCUACUUCAUGAUCCAGACUAGUUGCUCUCAAACCCUUUAAACCCGCCCCAUGAAAGGGACUGUCCUCCUCUGUUUAUAUCUCAUGUGGUAAAUGUGAGCUGUCCAAUCAUUAGUUGCACAUUUAACUGAGCUGUUGUGCUUCUUUCUUAUUCCAUCUGUCUUCAUGUCUGAAAAGUAAUUCCAAUAAUAUAAUCAGUGUAAGCAUUGCCCAGAAUUGUAUGCAAUGAGAUAGGAAAUAGAAAAAUGGCACUUUUGCUGCACUUGGCAGGUCCUUGAAAGAACCCAUUUUGGAAACCACUGAUCCAGACAAGCAGCUGUGCUUUCUGGCUGUCGUCCUGUGUACAUGUUUGAGAUUAAAUUUUAUAUUUCCAUGUUUUUUUUUCUCUUUUAAAUAGAAACAAGUGUGACUGUUUUAUUUUCUGAGAUGAGAUAAAAGUGUAAAUAGGAAUGUGUUUGACAGACAGUGGGUUAAUUAAGAUUCCUUUUUGCACAUUUAAAAAACGUAUUUGGUCUACAUAAAUGUGGUGUAGAUCAAAAUGCUUAGUUCACGUGUAAAAUGUAAUCUCAUUUUAAAUCUUAGCUCAAGUUUAUGCACUUGUCUAACGCUAUGCACUGGACAAUCACAUCAAUAAACCUGAAACUACAAACU
This is a messenger RNA of Notolabrus celidotus (New Zealand spotty), 4260 nucleotides long. It is a transcript of the gene mavs, whose product is annotated as mitochondrial antiviral signaling protein. Lineage: Eukaryota; Metazoa; Chordata; Actinopteri; Labriformes; Labridae. The coding region runs from base 94 to 2019 and encodes 641 amino acids. The transcript has 5 exons. The record is from RefSeq and is a predicted model, not a curated record.